GGAUUAUCGAUGAGCUUCAUUCCCAUCCACCUUGCACUGAAUGACUUUUUCCCAGAAAAAUAUGUUUUGAUGAACACUAUAUGUUUAUAUGGUUACACUGCCGGUUCUAUGUUGCUCCCAAUUUUGAUGGAGAAGUCACUUCAAGCCUAUGGUUACUAUGGGGCGUUUCUCAUCCUUGGGGGUGUGGCCUAUAACUCCAUGGCGUGCGCAACAACACUUCGGAAGGUACCAAUGAGGUUCACCUCGAAUGAAGCUCAAGAUCAUAUCACAUCGAAUGACCGGAAGUGUGUCUCUCGAACAAAACCACUGCCUGAAGAAACCCCGUUGUUUCGUCAAAUCCAAGUGGAGGAUGAGGAAGAAGAACAUGAAGAAGGAUUGCCAGAACAAACGGGACUGAUUCAGUCCAAGAUGUGUCGCAUUAAUGAGCGGGAGAUACCAUUGAAAUUGCAAUCCACUUGCAUAAGAACAUUCUUUCAAGCCUGCAAAGAUUCUUGUGGAUUAUUCAAAGAGCCCCUUUUUGCCACCACCAUCCCUAUUCAAUUCCUUCAAGCGUACACAAGUUAUUCGUGGAUGUUAUUUUUAGUCCCCCAUACCGAACAACUGGGUAUCCCAUCUUCUAAAGCUGUCUACCUCUCCACAAUUGGUGGUAUAGGUGGUAUCAUCGGUCGCACAGUCUUCAUAGUUUUCCUCAGUAAAGGAGUCAAUGCUUUUGCCGUGUACAUCCCUGUAGGUUGCGUCUGCACUGCAACAUUUCUGCUGGACUUCGUCAGCUCUGAUUACAGGUCACGUGUUGUAUUGGCCUUUCUCCAGGGAUUUUCGUUCUUUAUCGAAGAUACCAUGCUUUCAACAUUGUGCAAGGAGGCAGUCUUUGACGACAUGAAUACGGGCACGGCGUUGACGACCAUUGCAUUCUGGACCGGAAUGGGUGCUACAGCUGCAGGAACAUUCACAGGAUACUUGUAUGACAUCACCCAGUCAUUUACGAAGGUCUUUAUCAUCCUAGGCAUCACCCACGCCUUCAAAGUCGGUCAUCUCUUUAUCGUGGCGAUCAUCCUUAUCAAGAGAAAGCGGUAGUAUGCCGCGGUGAUAAUCUUUUAUCAGAGGUUACGCCACAAACUCAAGAGGUCGCACUGGUUUGUGACAGAAAUUAAAUGAACGACUCGGGGUGUGGCGAUCGUCAUCAAGGAAUAUUGGAUAUUACAUUAACUGAUAUAGCGGUUUUAAUAGGAACAAAUUGAGCAUGGACUCUUCAAUUAAAUCCCUAGGUAUCCAGCUAAACAACAUAUUUUCAGGAUCAUGAACUCUGUGUAUUUUGUUGCUUGAAAAAUGUGUCUACAAUAGAUUAUAUUCAUUUUGUCUAAAUAGCUUAAUUCUCAUUGAUUCACAAUAUGGGUUUAGAAAAAAAAUCACUUACCUGCACAUGCUUUAAUAGAGUUACAAGAUAAAGUUUUGACAGCUAUUUUGCAAACAAAUUUGGCAUUAGAAUUUUCAUGGACCUCUCUAAAGCUUUUAAUGUUGUUAAUCACAAAAUACUUCUUUCC
Molecule: messenger RNA, 1541 nt
Organism: Lytechinus pictus (painted urchin)
Lineage: Eukaryota; Metazoa; Echinodermata; Echinoidea; Temnopleuroida; Toxopneustidae
Exons: 2
Coding region: 10-1074 (354 amino acids)
Cellular component (GO): membrane
Molecular function (GO): monocarboxylic acid transmembrane transporter activity
Source: RefSeq, a predicted model, not a curated record